Messenger RNA from Heterocephalus glaber (naked mole-rat), 2549 nucleotides. RefSeq names its product chromosome unknown C6orf120 homolog (gene CUNH6orf120). The record is from RefSeq and is a predicted model, not a curated record. Lineage: Eukaryota; Metazoa; Chordata; Mammalia; Rodentia; Bathyergidae.
CCCUCGCUUCCGGGCGGCCCUUGGCUUCCGGCGCGGCCCCUUUUUGGCGUUCUCGGGCGAGGCCCGGUCCGGCCCGGUUCCUGUUGGCUCCGCGCUGCGGGACCAGGCGGUUGCAGAUGAGCACGCCCCCGCGCUGAGUGCCUGGCAAUGGCGACGCCCUGGCAGAGAGCUCUGCUGAUGCUCCUGGCUUCCCAGGCCGUGGUCCUAGCCCAGGUUGCGGAGGACGACAAUGACGUGCCAGAAGAGUGGCUCCUCCUGCACGUGGUCCACGGCCAGAUCGGCGCCGGGAACUACAGCUACCUGAGGCUCAACCACGAGGGCAGGAUCAUCCUGCGGAUGCAGAGCCUGAGCGGCGAUGCAGACCUGUACGUGUCAGACAGUACCCUUCACCCAAGCUUCGAUGACUACAAGCUGCAGUCUGCCACCUGUGGCCAGGACUCCGUGGCCAUUCCCGCGCACUUCCAGCGCCCCGUGGGUAUAGGCAUCUACGGACACCCGUCCCACCAAGAGAGUGACUUUGAGAUGAAAGUGUACUAUGACCGGACGGUGGACCAGUACCCCCUGGGCGAUGCAUACUCUUCAGAUGGUGCAGACACUGGUCAGAAGCACGCCUAUGCUCCAGAGGAGGCAUCGCAAGAGGAGGAGUCCGUUCUCUGGACGAUAGUAAUAAGCAUCUUGAAACUGGUACUUGAAAUUCUUUUCUGAUUCCUUGAGCAUGCUCUGGAGAGUAAUACUGUCCUUAAUUGGAAGAAAUGACUGCAGUGUGCUGUGAAUUUUGCUGCAUUUAUCUGGUUGAAAUUCUAGCUACCUAUGUGGACAAGGGAUGGAAAAAUAGCCAUAUGGUUUUGUUACCUCAGUUACCCCCAAAAUAGGAAAAUGGAUCAUAGUAUUUUUUUAAAGAUCAAAAUUCCUGUGAAAGGAUAUGUUCAAUAAAAUGUUUAAACUACAUUCGGAUUAGUUUUUCAGGUUUGGUCAAACAGAUUAUUGCAGUCACAGAUUAGAUUAAAAGGUUGAUAACUAUAAUUUUACUGCAGACAUUCUGAAAGUUCAACCUGUUAAGUUUUCAAGGGUUCCUAAAAUCAGGUCAGAAAUGUAGUCAUUUAUUUACACCUCCUGCAACACAGACUAAAGUCUCAACCCUGUUACCUAAGUAGGGAUAUGGAACCUUAUAUCCAAAGAAUGUCCUGGACUAAGAUACUUGCAAACUUUUUGUUCCUGUGCCAAUUAAUGACAACUCUGAACCGACAUGCACCAAAUCUUUCAAACCCAUUUACCAUCUUCUCAUUCCUGGGUCACAUAUUAAAAUUCUUCAGUUACAUAACGUUGUUAUACUAGUUAUGGUUGGCCAGAAACAAUACAACUUAGGAAAAAUUAAUGAAAAACAAUAGUAACUUUUCAGGCUAAUGGGGGAAUAAUUAAAGUAUUUUUAAUUAAAUUGCCAAGUAUUUCUACUGAAUUUUUGAAUAAGCUCAAAACACUAUAAGAUAAAAAUCUUUUGGAAGAUAACUAUUUCUCUACCUGGAAUUAGUCUCAAGGGAAAGAGUAGUUUAAAAUAAAAUAAGUCAACUUGCAGAUUUUAAGCUCAUAGUUAAUUUCAAAAAUCUUUUAUUGGCAUAAAAAUGAAAAUGUAAAUAAAUUGGCACCAAAUAUUCCACUUCAGGAAUGUAACAUUUAGGUCAAAAAACUAUUUUAUCCCUCUUUGCUGUUUUUCCCCCUUCUGCCCACUUUCCUGGGUGUUGGGGGGGCUCGCUGACAACAGUCACAAAUCCAGCGACCUAGGAGAAAAAUUGUUAGUUAAUAUAGAGUGGAAUUUUAUUUUUACAGGAUUGAAUAUUAAGCUGUGUAAACUCCUUAACUGUCACUAAUGGUAAUACCUGGCAGAUAUUUGGCAGGAAAAGCAUUACUAAGUUCCUUAAAUGAAGGAGAAAAUGUAAAUGUCUAGAAAUCAAUGCAAGCGAUGCUGUGAAAAAUUCAGUGCAGGGUAAAGGGGUGCAAUGCCAUAUCAUAUGGAUCUUUAAAAAUUACUGUAAACCUCCCUAAAAUUCAAACACUAUCAUACUUAAAGAUAAGCUCAAUAAUACAAAUCCUAACAUAAAAUCUGUUACUGAAUUUGGCUUUUAUCAGCCUUUUGGUCAGCUCUCUAGCAGCCAUCUCUCAAGUCCUGGUAUACUGUGCUGAUAAAAGCUUUUUAAACUUCAAGUUUUUAACAGCACAAUGAUAAGCUAUAUUACAUCCUUGAUAUGAAUUACUACAGAACGUUGAAUAAUUAAGUUGCUUGCUUCCACAUGAGUCCCAGGAAACUUAGUUCUAAGCAUAUAUUUUAUAGUGUAUUAUAAAGUGUUAACUAUGCAAAUAAGUUAAAAAUACACAAUUAUCUGUGUAGUAAUUACUGUGAUUUACUCUGAUUCUUUUUUCAUUCUAAAGUUACCUGGAAUUGUCAUGCUGCCUCAGUUAAUAGAAAUUUGUUCUAAUAUGUAUAAAGGUGUAGUAGUCACUUUACUUUUCUAAACAAAUGACUUAUAAAAAUAAAAACAAAGUUUUGAAACAAA